GGCGCCACUUCCGGCUUCUUCUCUGACGUCGGCGGCUGCUGGUCGCGAGUGGCGAGCCCGCGGAGCCGCAGCCAUGACUGAAGCUGAUGUGAAUCCAAAAGCCUACCCCCUUGCAGAUGCCCACCUCACCAAGAAGCUCCUGGACCUGGUUCAGCAGUCGUGUAACUACAAGCAGCUUCGGAAAGGGGCCAACGAGGCCACCAAGACCCUCAACAGGGGCAUCUCGGAGUUCAUCGUGAUGGCCGCAGACGCCGAGCCUCUGGAGAUCAUCUUGCAUCUCCCGCUGCUGUGUGAGGACAAGAACGUGCCCUACGUGUUUGUGCGCUCCAAGCAGGCCCUGGGCCGGGCCUGUGGCGUCUCGAGGCCUGUCAUCGCCUGUUCCGUCACCAUCAAAGAGGGGUCACAACUGAAGCAGCAGAUCCAGUCCAUUCAGCAGUCCAUCGAGAGGCUCUUGGUGUAACCGCGCCCUCCGGCUGACCCCCCCGCCCCGAGCCUGAGGCCCUGUAUCAUAGUGUCUGUCAGUGUAGCAUUUUCAGCUGCUUUCUAUUAUAAAAUACCGUAGUAUGAA
Molecule: messenger RNA, 568 nt
Organism: Lepus europaeus (European hare)
Lineage: Eukaryota; Metazoa; Chordata; Mammalia; Lagomorpha; Leporidae
Gene: SNU13
Product: small nuclear ribonucleoprotein 13
Exons: 3
Coding region: 74-460 (128 amino acids)
Biological process (GO): ribosome biogenesis; maturation of SSU-rRNA; mRNA splicing, via spliceosome
Cellular component (GO): precatalytic spliceosome; nucleolus; U4/U6 x U5 tri-snRNP complex
Molecular function (GO): RNA binding
Source: RefSeq, a predicted model, not a curated record